Chanos chanos (milkfish) is the source of this 486-nucleotide messenger RNA. It is a transcript of the gene tnnc1b, whose product is annotated as troponin C type 1b (slow). Bases 1 to 486 code for a protein of 161 amino acids. Gene Ontology annotation, cellular component: myosin II complex. Gene Ontology annotation, molecular function: calcium ion binding. Lineage: Eukaryota; Metazoa; Chordata; Actinopteri; Gonorynchiformes; Chanidae. The transcript is spliced from 6 exons. The record is from RefSeq and is a predicted model, not a curated record.
AUGGAUGAUGUGUACAAAGCAGCGGUUGAGAACUUAACAGAGGAACAGAAAAAUGAGUUCCGUGCUGCAUUCGACAUCUUUGUGCAGGAUGCUGAGGAUGGCUGCAUCAGUACCAAAGAGUUGGGCAAAGUGAUGAGGAUGCUGGGACAGAACCCCACUCAGGAAGAGCUGCAGGAGAUGGUGGAUGAGGUAGAUGAGGAUGGCAGCGGGACAGUAGACUUUGAUGAGUUUUUGGUGAUGAUGGUGCGCUGUAUGAAAGAGGAGAGCAAAGGGAAAUCUGAGGAGGAGUUGGCUGAAGUCUUCCGGAUGUUCGAUAAAAAUGGAGAUGGCUACAUUGACUUGGAUGAGCUAAAGAAUAUGCUGGAAUCUACCGGUGAGGCCAUUACUGAAGAUGAUAUAGAGGAGCUCAUGAAGGAUGGAGACAAAAACAACGACGGCAAGAUUGACUAUGAUGAGUUCUUGGACUUCAUGAAGGGUGUUGAAUAA